Molecule: messenger RNA, 404 nt
Organism: Oppiella nova
Lineage: Eukaryota; Metazoa; Arthropoda; Arachnida; Sarcoptiformes; Oppiidae
Source: the annotation of a GenBank genome assembly
CGAUUAGCGACCGAUUGAGGCAACAGUGCGCCAAAGAGAUGGCGAAUAGGGAACGGGAGGUCCGGGAGCUUCGGGAGGAGUUGGCCACCAAUGUGUCUAACUAUGAGCAACAGCUGAGCCUAAUGUCUGAACACUUGGCGAAUAUGAACGACAAGCUGACGGCGCAGACCGACGAAAUCGAUUCACUCAAACACCACAACCACUACCAGCGCGCCGACAGCACCGGAAAGGGCAAAAAAGUGAAAAACAAGUGAAUAGGAGGGGCGAGAGUGUCAUCACAAACACGUCGUUGACUACCAUUCCCGGCGCGCGGGCGCCGACCGUUAAACCCAUAUUUGUGUUGUUUUUAUCAAAUGUUUUUCUAACGUUUUAUUCAAUAAAUAAAUACAAAACCAAUCAACAAA